UCGAAACGCACAUUAACAAUUGUUUACCGUUAAAUUGAUAAUUUUAAAUAAUUUAGUCCUGAAUUUCUGACUUCAGCGUCUUCUUCGUGGUGUCAACCUUCUGGGGAAAUUUUCGACUGCAUUCGGAAGGACCAGAAGAGUAUUAAUAUGAAGAGGUGAAAAGUUCUUCCAGUUCUGCAUUUUCUACUUUAUGUGGUCUUCUUGAAGAACCGGAAGUCCCGUUCUCCACUUCGAGAUACCGCCUACGUACCUGAAGUGCAUAGGAAAGCAGAAGUAAUUUGCGGUUCCCACACUUGUGAAAUAUCGAUGUGCAAUCGUAAAGAUCAUUUAUUAACCCGGAGGUUAAUAAAUAUCGACGAGGAGUCUUCGGCUUUCGGUGUUCGCCUUUGAUAACUGGAAGUACCGUUCUCCACUGCAACCACCGGUGGAGGAAAUAAAUUAUUAAUAAAUAAUACCUUCAUCGACGUUGACAAAGUGACGCUAUAAACUGGUCCCCGAGGCAAAUAAACGGGAAAACGUGUAAAAGAAAUUGUUUAGUAUCGAGAAGUGUGAAAUCUCGCGAGGUGAGGUGGUCGAUAAUUGAAGUUUAGACUCCGAGUGUUGAAAGCUCGGGUUAAUCGAGAAUUUUCGGUUCUAUAAACUUAAUUAUCACUCGUGGGAAUUGUUUUGUGUGACCGCAAGAUUUCUCACUGACGAAAUCUCGCUUCUGCAUCCUAUUUCCCAGAAUUCGUCCAGAUCUGCAUGAUGUAACAGGCAGCUUCAUGUCACCAAAAGAAUGGCCAGGGAUCGUCUGGGCUCCGAAUAUUCCGAGAAUCUGAGCGAUGCCACGACCUGUAGCUGCAUCAUGAAUUCUGUCGACAAGUGCACCUUGCGCGGUUGCGGCAUGUUUCAGGAGCCAUUUUUUCUGCACCCUCCCGGGACCAGACCUCGAGAUGGGAUUUAUAUAAACCCUAUGUCGGAGUAUAUCAGAGACCCCCCUAAGCCAAAGGACACCGAGUCCUUCUAUCUCCACAGCCCUCACGACUUGGUUUACACGAGGAUCACUCGACUUUUCAGCGAAGUCGAUAAGUCGCGCAAUGGCGAGCGUCUAGAGAGGAAAGAUGAAACUCUAACGGUGAAAGUGGACGUGCACAUCAAUAAUGGAAACUACAAGCCCCUUGGAAAUGGAACCUCGGUGAGGUCGGACCUUAUCAAAGAGACCGAACAUGCCUACGAGCAAAUUUGCAUUCGUCAAGAGGACGAGAGCGUCAAGUCAUCUCACGGAAAGUCAUCGGACAAUGUUUCUGAAAGCAGCCGUUCCCGCAAAACCGACAGAAGAUUCAGCAGAUCCAGCAGUGCCAGCGAAUCUUCAAAUGUCAGCAGCGAAAUUCAUUGUUACUCUUCUACGACGUCGACGCCGCCAUUGUCCAGGAACAGCAGCAACGAGCGCAUCAGCAAAAGCCCGAAAAUUCCGGAUCCCCUGAUAGAGAGGACCGACUCGACGUGUACUCAUCGAGAAAGUGAAAAGGACACGAAGUCUGUGAACACCGGAUCGAGCGCCGUCAAGCCGCCCCCUCCACCUCCUCCACCACCACCGGAAAUCGAAGAAGUCAUCGUUAUCAAUACAAGGAUUCUGGAGGCUACAGUUCGAGAGGAGAAAAAUGAGGUCCUGCAGGAUUCUAAGAGCGAGACCGAGGAUGCACCUGCGGCCAACAAGUCCGUCGUAUCCUGCGACCAGGCGGAAGUGCCUCCAGCCAGUCAACCUGCGGAGACCGAGGAAAUUAAGCCACACCAGGUGUCUCACCUGGUGAACAAACACAUGGUGCUGCCAUUCAUACCCCCUAAAUUCACGAACGCGGACUCGAACACGCUCCUGAAGCCCUCGGAGUACCUGAAGAGCAUCUGCAAGACCCCCUGCAAGAACAGCCUCUCCAAAGCCAGGUCGGUCGACAAUUUGGACAUCCAAAGUCGGUCUUGCGACGAGGAGGAGGAAGAGGAGGUGGGCGAGGGGGACAAACCCGAAGAGCAGAACAACCCUCCCCCAGGUCCACCUCCUCCACCUUUGCCACCCUCGCAGAAGGAACCUCAACCUCCUUCGGCUUCUGAGGUUGAACCACCGAAGGCUCUUCAACCUCUGGCCACUAUCAGCAUCCAGGACCUGACGAGUGUCCAGCUGAGGAGGACCAGCACAAAGAUGCCCGCCACGAAAACCUUCUCAGCGCCUCCACCUCGAAGUGUCUCCAUGACUAAUGUUUCAGAGCCGUUCUUCGUCCAGAAGACGGAUUUAAUCGCCGAGCUGAAGAAAACGAAGGAUAUACCGGGGAUUAAAAAAUUAAAGGUCGAACGGGCUCAAGUGGAGAAGACACAGGAGCGGAAUUUAAUGACGGAGAUGAGCAAGGCCUUCAGUGCCUCGAAUUUCGUCGACCAGAUCCCGGACAAGGAUAGCGCCGGAAACGUUAUACCGAUAUGGAAGAGACAAAUGCUGGCCAGGAAAGCAGCGGAACGGGCGAAAAAGGAGCUCGAGGAGCAAAUUGCCCGAGAAAACGAAGAAAGGCGACAGGCGGCCAUUCCGCCAUGGAAGAGACAACUCCUAGCGAAAAAAGAUACGGAUGAUAAAAGGACACCUCACGUUUUAAUAACUCCACCGGUGGUGACUCCCAUAAAAAUCGAGAUCACGCCAUCUCCGAAAAGAGACGUCUCCCCUGCAGCUCCGAUUAUCUCAAGAGAGGCCGAAAAACCGGAAGUCGAGGAAAAACGAGCAGAAUCGAACGAAAACUCCGACGACGGGCAAAUAAUCCCCUGGCGGGCGCAGCUAAGGAAGACGAAUAGCAAACUUAAUAUCCUGGAUUAGCUAAAUUAUCAGUUGGGGUAGAUAACUUAUUAUCUGACGACCAUGGUACAAAGACAAGAUGGCGGAAGUUUCAGCUCGUCCCGAUCGAAGCGACUUCGAGAAUCAAAAGAGCUGAAAUGAUAAAGCAUAAUUGUUAUAAUAAGAACUCCCGCGAGUUUCGAUUAUCAAUAAUCACGCAAUUAGUCACUUCCGGUAUGGCGAGCUUAUAUCGAGUUACUGCAAGAGAAGGACGCAAAACUUUCUCACUGGAGCUUGGAGAGCGGAAACUGUUAAGGCGGAGAUGCUUAAUUUAUGGAAUACCAUUCUUGUGCAUACACUGUAAGGAAAUAGAUGUAAAUUAGUAGAACGUUAAUGUCCGUAGAUCGAGGUGUUACGAAUUUCGACGUUAAGACGGUGCUACUUAGUAACAAUUGCUUUUAACUAACUCUAGCAGCGCAUUGUCGACUUACAGCACGGUUUAUUAAUAAAAUUUCGACGGAGAUUUAGGAUUUUCGCAGUGCUAUCGUAUACUGCGAGUGGACACUGUCUUAUGAUAGUAUAUCUGAAAUUGUAUGCAAAGAAUGUCGUACAAAUGUCCGCGGUCAAUGUUGAUAUUGUUGGCCCGAGUAUGACUGCGUCAGAUUACGAUUCGAGGGUAUAAUCGCAUUAUUAACGGAAAUAUUUUUCUACUAACACUUGUCGCUAUCACAUCUGGAAUACCCUGCAGUGUAAGUUGCGGAAUACGGAACAGGGGCGACGUGUACAUAGAGUUAAGAAUGAAAAUAAAUUGGAGGCGAAGA
Orussus abietinus is the source of this 3609-nucleotide messenger RNA. It is a transcript of the gene f, whose product is annotated as titin. Gene Ontology annotation, biological process: actin filament bundle assembly. Gene Ontology annotation, molecular function: actin filament binding. The record is from RefSeq and is a predicted model, not a curated record. The transcript is spliced from 12 exons. The coding region runs from base 776 to 2830 and encodes 684 amino acids. NCBI's taxonomy places the organism in Eukaryota, Metazoa, Arthropoda, Insecta, Hymenoptera, Orussidae. Gene Ontology annotation, cellular component: cytoplasm.